This is a messenger RNA of Solanum verrucosum, 426 nucleotides long. RefSeq lists its product as uncharacterized. The transcript is spliced from 2 exons. The record is from RefSeq and is a predicted model, not a curated record. NCBI's taxonomy places the organism in Eukaryota, Viridiplantae, Streptophyta, Magnoliopsida, Solanales, Solanaceae. Bases 1 to 426 code for a protein of 141 amino acids.
AUGAAUCUUGUUUCCACAGUGUUUGAUAGGAAAAGCUAUGGUGGAUGGAGAAGGGUUGUUAUAAUUGUGCUCUGUGCCAAAAACAAACCUGGGUUCACUGAUGGUUCAUUGGUGAUUCCAAUUGCAGAUUUGGCUUUUCAAAAGGCAUGGUCAUGCUGCAAUGGCAUGAUUUUCUUGUGGCUUCUCAACUCUUUAUCUAAAGAAAUAGUUGAAUCGGUGCUUUACUCUCAAAGUGACAAAGAACUCUGGAGUGACCUAGACGAUAGAUUUGGUCAGACGAAUGAUUUCAAGUUCACAAAGCAAAAGAGAUUCCUAACCUUGGCUGACAAUGCUUACCACGCUAUAGAGGAGGUUGAUCAAGGGGGCAGUGGGUUCUCAAAUGCUGAAACUCUAACUCAGGAGAAUAUAGGAAAACUUUUGCAAUAA